CAGACGUCGAUCGGCACGGGCUACGAUCUCUCCAACUCGGUCUUCUCGCCAGAUGGCCGCAAUUUCCAAGUAGAAUACGCCGUCAAGGCUGUCGAGAACGGCGGCACAGCUAUCGGCAUUCGAUGCAAGGACGGCGUGGUGCUAGCCGUGGAGAAAAUCAUCACCAGCAAGCUUUUGAAGCCUGGUGCCAAUAAAAGAAUUGCGACAGUCGACCGGCAUGUUGGCAUUGUAUCCGCUGGUCUUAUCCCCGAUGGCCGUCAUUUUGUCGCUCGAGCUCGGGAUGAAGCGUCAUCCUGGAGAGGUGUCUACAAAGGACCCAUUCCUACUUCCGCCCUCGCGAACCGCCUGGGAGGUUAUGUCCAAGCUUACACACUUUACUCUAGCGUUCGGCCAUUUGGAGUCACCUCAAUUAUCGGUGGCUGGGAUAGCGAGGCAGAGCUUGCUGUCGAUGGACAGGUCGGUAGUGGACCGAAAUCUGGCUCCGGCGGGAAGGUCGAGGGGGCCAAAGCUGGCGGACCUGGCCUAUACAUGAUCGAGCCGAGCGGUCUUUACUGGGGGUAUUACGGAGCUGCCACUGGCAAAGGACGACAAUCGGCGAAGGCGGAGCUGGAGAAGCUUGAUUUGACCGGUGGUACUCUAUCCUUGCAGGAUGGAGUGAAGGAGGCUGCUCGCAUCAUCUACGUUGCUCACGAAGACAGUAAAGACAAGGAGUUCGAGCUGGAAAUGUCAUGGAUCAGUUCGGUCGAUGGCCCAACGAAAGGUCGUCAUGAGGAAGUGCCCCAGGAGCUGCGUGAGGAGGCAGAGCGUUUCGCAAAGCGGGCUUUAGAAGGUGAAGAUGAUGAAGAGGAAGACAAGGGCCCAGCUGGAGAGCAGAUGGAGGAAUAA
Molecule: messenger RNA, 885 nt
Organism: Penicillium chermesinum
Lineage: Eukaryota; Fungi; Ascomycota; Eurotiomycetes; Eurotiales; Aspergillaceae
Product: proteasome core particle subunit alpha 7
Exons: 4
Biological process (GO): ubiquitin-dependent protein catabolic process
Cellular component (GO): proteasome core complex; proteasome core complex, alpha-subunit complex; nucleus
Source: RefSeq, a predicted model, not a curated record